CGGCUGAGAUCGACGUUACUUUUUGCGCCAAAUCGCUACAGUAUACAAGUUUUACAAGUUUUCCAAGUAAAAGUGUUCGAUUUUCCCGAUAUUUUCCGGCGAUUCAGCGAAAUGUCCACCCGUCGUAGUAGCCGCGGCUCCCGGCUGAGUGAAGUGGUCCAGUUGGAGGAGCGUGAAGAGGCCAAAGAGAACACAACGCCCACAAAGCGGCGAGGUCGGCCGCGCAAAACGAUCGGCGGAAGUAUUCCGGAGGAGGAGGAUGACCUGCAGCCGACGGAUGCUUCCCCGCCGAAACGGGUUAAAGUGUCGUCCAGGAAGAAGAAGGUGGUUGAGGAGGAAGAGCAGGACAGCGCGGAACCGGUCAGUGUGACCGCGAUCGGCAGUUUGCCCGAGCGGGAGCGGGAAACGGAAAAUUUGGCCAAAUACAUCGAGGACAUUCUGGCGGAGAAUGGGUCGGGCAGUUUGUACAUCAGUGGUCCGCCUGGAACGGGAAAAACGGCAACGCUCACCAAGAUCAUCAGCGAUCGCAAGCUAGCCACAAAGCUAAAGAUGGUCUACGUAAACUGCACCUCGAUGAGCAGCGCCGGAAGUAUCUACAAGAAGAUCUGCGAAGAGCUGUCCCUGUCGGUGGCCGGGACAAGUGAAAAGUUUUACCUUAUGGCCAUUGAAGAGUACCUCAAGCGGAAGCACAAGACGGUGAUGCUGGUUCUGGAUGAGAUUGACCAGCUGGCGAGCAGCAAGCAGACCAUCUUGUACAACAUCUUUGAGUGGCCGGCGAAGCGAGAGUCCCGCCUCAUCCUAGUCGGGAUCGCUAAUGCGCUGGAUUUGACCGACAGACUGCUCUCUCGACUGCAGGCCAGAUGCGAACUCAAGCCACACCUCAUUCAGUUCCUUCCGUACACCAAACAGCAGCUGGUCGCGAUCCUCAAGAACAACAUGGUCCAGAACGACACCACCGAAAUGUUCAACGAUGCCGCCCUCCAGCUGCUCGCCGCAAAAGUGGCGUCCACUUCCGGCGAUGCUCGGCGUGCCCUUUUCCUUGCUCGACGACUCGUCGAGAACGCCUCCAAAGAAGAUCGCGAAACCAAAAAGGCCAACGCCAAACUACAGGACAAGCCCCUUUCCUCACCACCCAAAAAGCCCGUCCAAAUCGGCCUCGUCGUCAACACCCUCAAGCAGGUCUACGGAACGACGCAAACCAUGGCCGACGACGAAGCGUUCCCCCUCCAGCAAAAGCUGCUGCUCUGCUCCCUUCUUCUGGUGCUUAAAGCCGGCAAGAGCAAGGACAUCACCGUUGGCCGGCUGCACCAGGUUUACCGUGCGGUCUGUGCCAAGCGAAACCUCCAGGUCGUGGACCAAACGGAGUUCCUCAACAUGUGCUCGCUGGUGGAAACGCGGGGCAUUUUGCGCCUCCAGGGAAAGAAGGAAGCGCGGCUAAUGCGUGUGCAGUUGCAGUGGGAUGAGGACGAGGUGCACAACACGCUCAACGAUAAGCAGCUAAUUGCGGACGUCCUGGCGGACACCUCGUGCGCGCAGGGGAAGUAAAAGGGUCGUCGAGAAGGGAGGUUGGACUGUUUUAGUUUAAUUUAAGUUAUUAUUGACCAUCACU
Molecule: messenger RNA, 1609 nt
Organism: Culex pipiens pallens (northern house mosquito)
Lineage: Eukaryota; Metazoa; Arthropoda; Insecta; Diptera; Culicidae
Gene: Cdc6
Product: cell division control protein 6 homolog
Exons: 2
Coding region: 112-1545 (477 amino acids)
Biological process (GO): cell division; mitotic DNA replication checkpoint signaling; DNA replication initiation
Cellular component (GO): nucleus
Molecular function (GO): DNA replication origin binding; ATP hydrolysis activity
Source: RefSeq, a predicted model, not a curated record